AGCACCAACGGCUCCAUUCUGUGAUAGAAACAAAGAUGGAAGAGUGUCCCUCUAAACAAGUAACCGAAAACACCGACGAGCCUCCCAACAGCCGGCUUUUUGUGGUCACAAGUCGGUGCAUAACUGAAGACGUGUUUCGGGAAAGCUUCUCCGUGUUUGGGGACGUUCAGGGGGUUUGGGUUGUCAAAGACAAGCAGACAAAGGAGUCCAAAGGCAUAUGCUAUGUGAAGUUCGCCAAGUCUUCGCAGGCCUGCCUGGCCAUGGAGGAAAUGCACGGCAAAGUGCUGGUGGAAGGGACCAAACCCAUCAAGGUGUUUAUUGCACAGUCACGAUCUUCAACAAGGCACAGAGAUGUUGAGGAUGAAGAGCUGACCAGGAUCUUUGUCAUGAUCCCCAAAACCUUCUCAGAGGAGGACCUCAAAAACACAUUCAAAGAGUAUGGUGAUAUUGAGUUUUGCGUGAUCAUCAAGAAUAAGUUCACUGGGGAAAGUAAAGGUCUUGGCUAUGUGAGAUACUACAAACCAUCCCAAGCUGCCCUUGCUAUAGAGAACUGUGACAAAACUUACAGGGCCAUCUUGGCUGAACCUCGCACCAAGGCUUCAGCAACAGAAGAUUACACCCCAGGAGCUGCCAGAAGUGAUUACAUGGGUGGCACUGACUCAAUGAACCAGUACUCCUUCCCGAUGGGCGACCCUGGGAAUUACCCAGUCAUGGACUACCGCUCGGGUGACUUCACGCGGUGCCUGAUGAUGUCAACACGGGUAGCACUUACCCAGGAGCAGAUUUUUGCUCUGUUUGAUAUCAUUCCUGGUAUGGAGUACUGCGAGCUGCAGAGAGACGCUUAUGGAUUGAGCAAAGGUCACGCAUUGAUUCGUUACAGUAACCUGGGAUCAGCCGUUUACGCCAAGGAGAAGAUGAACGGCUUUGAAUAUCCACCUGGCAACAGACUGACAAUAACUUUUAUUGAUGAUGGCGAAGACCGCAGCAGUCCUGUAGGUCGGAUGGCCAUGCAGUUUGUUGCAGCCCAGAUGAUGUCUGCAGUGUGGAACGGACCCUCCACCAGCCAAGUGAUGAAACCUCCAGGUUUCUCGGCUCUCCCUCAAGUGUCCCGGAUCCAGACAGAUGUCAACCUGCCCCCUCUCAAGAAGCUCGCUCCACCUGACAGCAAAACCAAGGAACGCUUGUUUGUUGUGUUCAGCCCCUCCCCGCUGCCCCCAGAUGUGCUGGAGGAUGUUUUCUGUCGCUUUGGUACACUUAUUGAGGUCCAUUUGGUUCCAGGAAGGAAAGUUGGAUACAUGAAGUAUGCAGACAAACAGUGUGCAGAUGAGGCCAUGGCAGCGCUCCAUGGUCGGGUCGUCAAUGGCGUAAAGAUGAAAGUGAUGCUGGCCGAUCCCCCCAGAGAAGAAUCUCACAAACGUCCUCGUACCUACUAGGACCACGUGUCAGAAAAGACCGGCGACUCUUGUCAUGACACAAUGACACCUGACCUGACAGACCGACCGACCGACCGACCGACAUCAAGACCUUCUCCCAACCUCUGACACGACCUUUGACACCUGUCUGACCUUACCCCUGGUCAGUGACCAUUGCUGUGACUCACUGAUAUAACAAGUCCACAAUAGGAUCCAGUACUAUAAUGGGAGUCUUAAUCAUACACAGUCUGUGAACAGCAACGACGUGAUACAGUGUGUAGUUUGUUGUUAGUGCCAUGCUUCUAUGUUUGUUUUUUUUUAAGUACAUAGUUUGAACCUUGACACUGCUUUUGCCUCGGCUGGACAAACCAGUGUAAAAGUACAGCAGUAGCACACCAUGAUUUAUCAACAGGCUGCAGAGGAAACACUUUAUUUUAAGUUAAAUUGUAGUUCAGGCGCUUAGAACUUUUACUUCUUCAAAAACUGUGGGGAGGAGGCUGCAGUCUGUUAAUAAGAUUUUAAAAAAAUUGUAUGUUUGUAGUUUAGAUCUGGUCCUUCCUUUUUUCUCUGACCUGUAAUUUCACGUCGAGUUCAGUUCCACGGUGUUUAUCAGUAAAAAUAAAAAUCAGUGCAAAAUA
Molecule: messenger RNA, 2050 nt
Organism: Toxotes jaculatrix (banded archerfish)
Lineage: Eukaryota; Metazoa; Chordata; Actinopteri; Toxotidae
Gene: rbm45
Product: RNA binding motif protein 45
Exons: 11
Coding region: 36-1433 (465 amino acids)
Molecular function (GO): RNA binding
Source: RefSeq, a predicted model, not a curated record